Messenger RNA from Sceloporus undulatus (fence lizard), 1770 nucleotides. Its product is annotated as basic proline-rich protein-like. NCBI's taxonomy places the organism in Eukaryota, Metazoa, Chordata, Lepidosauria, Squamata, Phrynosomatidae. The record is from RefSeq and is a predicted model, not a curated record.
CCACCCCCCCCACCCAACCCAACCCCCCCCCCCCCCCCCCACCCACCACCACCCACCCCCCCCCCACCCCCCCCCAAACCCACCCCCCCCAAACACAAAACACCCCACACCCACCCCCCCCAACCCCCCACCCCCCCCCCCCCACCAACACCCCCACCAACCCCCCCCCCCCCCCCACCCCCCCCCCCCCCCCCCCCCCCCCCCCCACCACCACCACCCCCCCCCCCCAACCCCCCCCCCCCACCACCCCCCCACCCCCCCCCCCCCCCCCCCCCCACCCACCACCACCCCCCACCCCCCCCACCCCCACCCCCCCCCCCCCCCCCCCCCCACCCCCCCCCACCCACCCCCCCCCCACCCCCCCCACCCCCCCACAGCCACCCCCCCCCCCCCCCACCCCCCCCACCCGCCCCCCCACCCCCCCCCAAACCACACACCCCCCCCCCCCCCCCCACCACCCACCCCCACCACCCAACACCACCCCCCCACCCCCCAACCAAAACCCCCCACCACCCCACACACCCACCCCCCCCCCCCCCACCCCCCCCCCCCACACCAACCCCACCACCACCCCCCCAACACCCCCCCCCACCACCACCCCCCACCCCACACCCCCCACCCCAAAACCAACCCCCCCCCCCACCACCCCACCCCCCACCCCCCACACCCCCCCAAAACCCACCCACCCCACCCCCCCCCCCCCCACCACCCCCAACACCCCACCCCCACACACCACCCCCCACCCCACCCCCCCCCCCACCCCCCCCCCCCCCCCCCACACCCCCCCACCAAACCCCCCCCCAACCCCCCCCCCAACCACCCCCCCCAACACCACAACCCCCCACCCCCCCCAAACCCCCACCCCCCCAACCCCCCCCACCACCCCCCACACCCCCCCCACCCCCCCCACCCCAACCCCCCCACCCCCCCCCACCACCCCCCCCCCCCCCCCCGCCACCCCCCCCCCCACCCCCCCCCACCCCACCACCCCACCCCCCCCCACCCCCCCCCCCCACCCCCCCCCCCCCACCCCCCACAACCCACCACCCCCACACCCCCCCCACAAACCACCCCCCCAAGCCCCCCCAACACCCCCCCCCACCCCACCCCCCCACCCCACCACCCCCCCCCCCCCCCCCCCCCCCACCCACCCCCCCCCCCCCCCCCCCCCCCCCCCCCCCACCCCCAACACCACCCCAAACAACCCCCCCCACCCCACCCCCCCCCCCACCACCCCCAACCACCACCCCCCACCCCCCCCCCCCCACAACCACACCACCCCCCCCACCAAACACCCCCCCACCCACCCCCCCCCCCCCACCCCACCCCACCACCAAACCCCCCCCCCCCCCCCCCCCCCCCCCCCACACCCCACCCCCCCCCCCCCCCCCCCCACCCCCCCCCCCCCCCAACACCCCCCCACCCCCCCCACCCCCCCCCCCCCCCCCACCCCCCCCCCAAACCCCCCCACCACCAACCCCCCCCCCCAACCCCCCCACCCCCCCCCCCCACCCCCCCCCACCCCCCCCCCCCCCCCCCCCCCCCAAACCCCCCCCCCCCCCCCCAACCCCACCCCCCACCCCCACCCCCCACCCGCCACCCCCCCCCCCACCCCCCCCCCCCCCCCAACCACCCAGCCCCCCCCCACCCCCCCACACCCCCCCCCCCCCCCCCCCCCCACCACCGACCCCCCCCCCCCCCACCCCCAAACCCCCCCCCCCCCCCCCCCAACCCCCACCCAACCCUAUCCUGCCACCAGCCUCUGUGUAA